AUUGUCAAAUCAAGUACACCUAUUUGGGUGCUUCUAUUUUCAUUUAUGUUUGGCUUUGAAAAAGCGAGGGUAUCUCUAAUCAGCAUUAUCCUAGUGAUGGUCAUAGGAGUCAUUUUGACGGUCGAGGGCGAAACAAAAUUCGAUGGGUUAGGAUUUAUUCUGGUAUUGACAGCUUCCAUUGUAUCUGGUCUUCGAUGGAGUAUGACACAAUUAUUACUACAGCAUGAAUCUUUGGGUAUCAGUAAUCCUAUUGCCACGCUAUACUACCUUAGUCCUGUUAUGUUCGUUACUAUGCUGGUUUUGAGUUUCAUUUUUGAGCAGCCGUUACGGCAAUUUCACGAUUCAAAGCAUUUUGAGACUAUGUCACAGAGUAUAGAAUCACUAGGCUUAAUGUCCAUUGGAGGAUUUCUUGCAUUUGCAAUGACUUUAGCCGAACUCUAUCUCAUCAAAAGCACCAAUACAGUUACCUUGAGUGUAGCUGGCAUAAGUAAAGAGAUUGUUGUGAUCACGUUAUCCGUUUUGAUAUAUGGAGAUGUUUUGACUUCAAAAACCUUAUUAGGGCUAUUUAUAUCCAUUGUUGGUAUCAUAGCUUACAAUUACUACAGGAUAUUUAAGCAGCAGCCAGAGAAAGUUCAGUAUCAGUUAAUACCUAUGCAUCCACCUGCAUCCACCACAUCUGCUGCUAAUAGCAAUAGAAAACUGAGAGAUUAA
Molecule: messenger RNA, 711 nt
Organism: Mycotypha africana
Lineage: Eukaryota; Fungi; Mucoromycota; Mucoromycetes; Mucorales; Mycotyphaceae
Product: triose-phosphate transporter family-domain-containing protein
Exons: 3
Biological process (GO): UDP-glucose transmembrane transport
Cellular component (GO): endoplasmic reticulum-Golgi intermediate compartment; Golgi apparatus; cis-Golgi network
Molecular function (GO): antiporter activity
Source: RefSeq, a predicted model, not a curated record